AUGGAGCUUCCCAAACCUCCAGUCCCCGUCCCUGAAUUCGUUGACUAUGUCAACAGGUACCCAAAAUCCCAAGCUGGCGUCGCUGAAGCCGUCAAGCCGUUCAAAGCUUUCGAAAGCAAGCUCAGAGAGGUCUAUGCACAACACCCUGAUAAUCCUGCGGCGACCGCCAAUUAUCUAGUCCCCGUAUUCGACAGUGCACCUCUCACCAUAAGAGCAAGAGACACCGGUCAAGAGCCGUCCACCGAGCAAGAGAAGUAUCUGCUGCCCCUAACUGACGAGCUUCGGAGAAAGCACGAAUCCCCGGCUACUGUGCAAUCCCUCAAAGAGUUCAAGACAAACUUCAAUGUGUUCUCCGAGUCGUCUUUGGUUGACCUGGAUUGGAGCAAUGUGGUCGUUGCCGGAAGUGCUGUAGUCACGUCCUUGCUCCCAGUGGAUGCACCUCACAAUGAGUCCAAGAGAGCCCUUCGAUCAUACUAUCAUGAAGACCUCGCACCCGCAUCUGACGUUGACAUCUUCCUCUAUGGGCUGAAUGAGGAGCAGGCCAUCGACAAGAUCAAACAGAUCGAAGCCAAAAUCCGUGAUAGUAUCCUCGCCGAGACCACCACAAUCCGCACCAAGAAUGCCAUCACCAUUGUCUCAGAGUACCCGACUCGCCAUGUCCAGAUUGUGCUUCGAUUGUACAAGAGCAUCUCUGAAAUCCUGACGGGAUUUGAUGUUGACUGCUCGUGCGUUGCGUAUGACGGUGAACAGGUCUGGGCCUCUCCCAGAGCGCUGGCAGCCUUUAUGACACAGAUCAACACAAUCGAUUUGACUAGGAGAUCCCCCUCGUAUGAGAAUCGGCUGUCAAAGUAUUCUCACCGUGGCUUCGAAGUUUUCUGGCCUGCGAUCGACCGUCCUCGCAUUGGUCCAACAAUAUUUGAACGUUCCUUUACAAGAGUUCAAGGUCUCGCACGACUGCUCGUCCUAGAGAAGCUGCCUCAUCCGAAUGAUCGAGAUACCUACCUUGCCCAACGUCGAGAGGAAAGAGGCCGGCCACCAUUACCACGGCAAAAAAGAUAUCGGCAUGAAUUGCCAGGAAACAUCAAAGACGCUCAGCCAGAUGACGUUGCCGAAUGGGUUGAAGGAGACGAAGUGUCCAACUACCACACCGUAGGGAUCCCGUAUGGGCCAAGAUACAACGCCAAAAAGAUUGAGAAGCUACUUUUCACAAAGGAUCUGCUCCUGAACGCUGAAUGGAACAGACCUAAGGACCGAGAGACGAAACUACAUCGCCAUCCAGCUUUCUUCGGGUCUGUCAAUGACGUGAUCCACGACUGUUGUGGGUUCUGCCCUCAGCCCACAACAGAUGCUGACCUAGCAGCUUAUGAGGAGGAGACCAAAGUCUAUAUCUCUGGAAACCUCACUUUUCUCAAAGACGACCCUGGGAGACAGGCUAUCGGCAGCUUUAAUCCCAUCACUGAUGACGAUUGGACCGAAAUGGCUUACGUGGGGAACACCACCAGACUCUGUCAAGCCAUCGUAGACCACGAUCUAGAGGCUGUGAGAGACUGGUUUUCCUCUCCGGACGUGGUAGAUGUCAAUCGACGUGAUCAUACCGGCCGAACCCCUUUGCACCUAGCUACAUUAUGCUCAACUCCUGAAAUUGUCCAGUGCCUUAUCGAGCAUGGUGCUCGUCUUGUUUCCAGGUUGUACAACGGCAUGACGGCUUUGCACAUCGCAGCUCAUCGUGGCAACGUCCAAAUGGUGAAACAUAUUCUAAAGAAGAGCGCGACAAAUGAAGAAGAAGAAUCGCAAAAAGAAGAGGCGAGAAAGGAGCAGCGAAGAGCCACAGCUUCUGGAGCCCUAGACAAAGAAGCCUCAAAGCCGGAAAACGAAAGCGCUGAUUCGUUCGAGUCUGAUGAAGACGUGGACGAAAUGGAGGAUGAAGAUGAAGACGAAGACGAAGACGAAGCCUUCACUGAAGAAUCUUUCGUGAAGAUCCGCGGCGGAGAGGAGGUUCCAGACGCUAUGGCAGCAGAUGACAAAGAUGAGCCAGACGUCUUUGACAUUGAUGUCCUUGCUUGGGAUAGUCCUCUGUCUCCUCUUCACCUCGCUAUCCUGGCGGGUCACACAGAUGUCAUCGAUUUGCUGAUCGACGAAUAUGGUGCUGACGCUCUCUUGCCAGUGAAAAUACUGGACAGCUAUGAUAGAAAGUCAGCCCGUGCGGCAAUUCUUACAAUUGUACUGGCCCUUGAGCUUCCCCUGCAGAAAGCAAACGAGACGAUCAAGACUCUCAUCUCUCAUGGCGCAAGUCCAGUCCAGGCAGACAACAAUCACAUCACAGCCAUCCAUUUCGCGGUUGACCAUGCCAAGGCAUCGAUCCUGGAGACGCUCCAAAACGCCGACGACACUGCAUUUUCGAACGCUUGCAAUUUCCUGGCUGUCUCAGGUUGGUACUCCAGUCCGUCAAUCAAGGCCCCUAUUACCACCGCCAUUUGUACGCGCAAGGUGGAAGUAGUUCAGACCUUACUGAAUGCUGGAGUACGACCACACAUUGACUUGGAGUCAUUUGCCCAAGCUUUCAAGCGAGGCAUCAAAGGACAUGUUACAGACGACCCCGAGCAAAUCAAAACAAUCUAUCAACAACACGUGGAACAACCAAUCGUUCUUGCUCUCAACAUGGAAAUGAUAGAUCUCGUCAGUCAACUGGUGGACAUGGGAGAAGAUGUCAACACCCUACCGACCUCUGCCCACCAGUAUCUUGCCAAUGCACACUGGAGAGGAGAGCCCAAGUCACUACUGGACCUUGUCCGGGACAGGGCCAAGUCUCUUGAAAGCUCUUUGCACCCGGGCCCCGAAGCAACAUUAGAGGAGCCAAAGUCAUUGGGGAGUGACGAAAGGUAUUUGUCUUCUGGUCAAGGAACCUAUCAAUACUGGACGGCAUAUCAUGAUCUUCGUGAGGCGAAACUUGUUGAGAAAUAUCAACGAGAGGAAUACCAACACCAACUCGUGUCAUCCUCCAUACCAGCAGAGAAUGGAACACAGGAGAAGCAUGCUGCCAUCCGAGACACUCUGUUGAAGUUGUCGAAACUUGAACAAAAACUUAUCUCCAAAGGUGCUAAACCGUUCCACGAGCUGCACAACGUUGAAGUCUCUGAUGUUAACUUGAGGCGAAAUCUUUACGCGUAUAAUCCCGAACCAAGAUUCAAAAAUGUGCCAUAUGAAACAAAGAUCUCAUUCAGAGUGGCCGACCUUACCCCGGAGAAGCACGCCAAAUACCUCAUGCUCUUUGAGGCGGCUUGGAGUGGCGAUUCGGAUACCGUUCGAUCACUGUGCUUGGAAGGCUCCCGACCACUCUCCGUAGCAGUCUCGGAUCUUCGCUCGUUCAGCCCCUUCUCCAUUGCGGUCCUUCGCGGACAUCUUGAGCUCGCCACCUUGAUUGUCGAAAUAGCCACGGCUCAGUACCAGCCUGACAAGAAGUCGGACCAGUAUCACUAUACUGUCCAAGCUAUAGACGACGACGAGGACAGUGACUAUAGCGAGAGGGAGAGUUCCGAGGACAGCCGUGAGGUCAAGGUUCUGGCGCAGUUGGUCAAUGACACCUUCACUAUUGACGAUGUGGUUGCUCUCGCGGAGAACGUCAAGUCGAAGAUUUCCCCUGAGACUCUGGUGAAGUGGAAUUGCAACGUUGAUCGCGCUCUUGCUGAAGAUGCGGACGAAGCCAAGGUCAGCGAGGCCUUCGGCACCUAUCGCCGGCCGACUGUCUGGAUGCGUGGAAACCGCUCAGCUCAGUCCUGGUCGUGGUUUCACGAAGCCUUCGAUUCGAUCCAGAACACACGUCGACACAGUCUUGUUCGAUAUGCAAUAUUCACCAACGACUUGGUAUUGCUGAAGUUUCUGAUCAAGACCGGCACGGCAAUAGCUAUCCGCAAGGAAGACGAAGAAAAUCUCAAGAUCAUGAAUAUCGACCAAGGUGACUUUGAACUUGCUGUCAGACUCGGCAGACUCGAGAUGAUAAGUGAGAUGAUCCGAACGACUGGUUACGGUUUACCUCUGCAGAAGAUGUUUCAAACCUCUGGUGUCAAAGUCGACGAGAAGCCACAAUACUAUCAAGGGUUGACGGUACAUGGUAAGAAGCGUCAGGACUGGGCAGACGCAAGUCGAAAGGGCGGCCACUACAGAAAGACCGAAUCAUCUGAUCUUGGCAUUCCAUUGCUUGUCGCGGCUUUUGAAGGGAACCUUGAGGCAACAGAGUACUUCCUGUCCGACGCACCCCUCCACCGCUACCUCGAGUUUGCAGAUUCAUUUCGCGGUGACAAGCAUAUUCGGGCUUUGGCUCAAGCCAAAGGCGGUCUUCAGGGGUCAUUAACGGCAUGGCUUGGAACACGCAGCGGGCUUGCUCUGCAUCUUGCUAUCCUUUCGGUGCCCAACAAGGACGGUUCUCAGCCGACACUGGAUUAUCUACUCAAAAAGAUGCCAGAGUCCCUCGAGCUGCGGUCGGCAAAUGGAAGUACCCCCCUUCACGUUGCAUUCCAGCCCAAUCGAUACUAUGCCGCGAAGAAAUUGAUCGCCGCCGGUGCAAAUCAAGCCACAAGGGACGAAAACGGGAGGAACAUCCUUCACAGCCUCUUGGACACUUUUGACUUUGACAAGCCCGCCUUGCUCCAAUCCGUCCUUGGUAUGCUUGACCGGGGUCUUGUCGGAUCGUUGCUUCUUGAACGAUGCACCGGAACCGAUCCCGGAGGACUUACACCCAUUUCUUUGUACCUCAAGCGCAUCAACACUCCGACGGGAUGGGAGGAAAGUGUGAAGCUGAUCCUCUCAUACUCACAGGGCAAAGACUUGGAGAAGAUGGAUGGUGCCGGUGAUUACCCUCUCCACAGCCUCGUACGUCGUGGGUCCCUCGAGCUCGUGAAGUUCCUGGUCGAGUACAGCCCUAGUCUUCUCCACUGGGAGAAUGCAACGGGAAUGACGCCUCUCGACGUUGCGAUGGCAAAGUACCUUGGAUCACUGAUUGAACAUCCACCUAACAUCGUGAACUCGACCAGCUGGAGUGUGGCAAGCGUGCCGGCGAUGGACUUCGCAGCGAAGCGAGGAAGAGACCAGAAUGAUGAUGAAGAAGGCGUAGACAACUACUCCGACCGAAGCACGGAUUGGCAAGUGUACCGUCUCGUUGAGUCGCUCGUGGCCAAACACCCCGCAAAGAGAAAGCUCGUCGGCCUUCACGACGCGAAUGAAGUUGCUAAGCGGCUUGCGGCCCAGCAGCAGAAGAAGAACGCCGAGAUGCGACGCCGCGAGAAACUAGGGAUGAAUGCUGGAAGCGGCCGCGGGUACUCUUAUCGGUAUCAGUAUCAGAACCAAGAAAGCACGACAGGACCGGAAGACGAAGUCAGCCUGAACCUUGUCAAAGCCCGGCGGUUUAUCCCUUGGGAUGAAAUGGCGUGGAGGAUAAAUGAGGCCGGUGAGAAGGGCAUUGAGUACGAGUACACGAGGAAGAUGGGAGAGUAG
This is a messenger RNA of Exophiala spinifera, 5487 nucleotides long. RefSeq lists its product as uncharacterized. Gene Ontology annotation, molecular function: protein binding. The transcript is spliced from 2 exons. The coding region runs from base 1 to 5487 and encodes 1828 amino acids. The record is from RefSeq and is a predicted model, not a curated record. NCBI's taxonomy places the organism in Eukaryota, Fungi, Ascomycota, Eurotiomycetes, Chaetothyriales, Herpotrichiellaceae. Gene Ontology annotation, cellular component: cytoplasm.